GAUUGGUUGCAUGUCGUUGACACACACACACACGAAGAGAUCGAAUGUCUGCAUACAUAUGAAUGUAUCCAUGUGUCAGUCAGUCAGUGUCUGUCUAUACGAUUGAUUGAUACCACAGGACCUAACCAAACACACCAGUGGUCCUGUCCUCCCAUCCGUCUUCUAUAUAUUCACACACACACACCAUCCACCUGGCUGCCCGCUCGGACGACCUUGUCGCCCGCCCGCAUCUCCACCCACCCAUCACCAUCGCCACCGCCAUGCGGGCUGCUCCCAUACCGCAGCAGCACCCCAAACCUGCCCACGCCCCUCUUGCGGCCCGACCCAUCCUCCAUGCCCUGGGUGAUGGUGGUCAGGGACUGCAGCACCGAUGCCGUCACGGUGCCAGUCUGCGGGUCCACAUUGAUCGACGGGCACCUCUUACAGGAGCCCAGCGAGUAGAAGUCCAGGUUGCCGAUGUGCACGGGAAUGUCUGGCGAGUCGGCCCAGCUGUUCUCAAUCAGCGGAGGCAGCCCACUCACAAUCAGGUUGCCGCGAAACCUGGAGAGGGAGAGAAGCAAGCAAGGAAGACACCCACACCCACACACACGUGAGGCUCACUCACUUGCAGUCAGUGUGUCUGUGUGUGGCCGGCCCGGUGUGUUGUUUAACAGCGUACCUGUCGGCCUCCAUGAUGCUAAGUCCCGAUGUGCGCUGCAGGUGGUCGAGGGAGCUGCUGGAUACCAGCAAAAAGGGCGACGUGUUGGCAUAGUUGCUAAGCAGCCGACGGCCAUCGCCACCACCCUCUCCCCCAAUGUCACUGUCCCCCUCUGAAUCCACCAGCCUGACGCCAUAGCCGAGACGAUCACCGAACCACCGCGCAACCGCCUCGUCGCCUUCCCCAUCAGCACCCACACCGGUGCCACUUUCACUAUCUUGAUGAUGCACCAUUAGGCGGAUGACAGAUAGCAGGGCUGACGGGCGGCCCCGCAGGGCUAUGGGUAUCCUCAGCGACGACUCACUGCGCCCCUCAUCGGCGAAUGACAGCACCAUGACCAGUCGGUCUACGUCACACUCCAAAGCCACCCGCAGCUGCGCCAGCUUGGGCUCGCUCGUCCGGCUGAUGACCCGGGGCAUCUUCUCGGCACUGGUAGUGCGCUCGAGCCGGAAUCUUCUGUCGAGCAGCAGCCCGCCUGUGCGAAGGUCGAUGACCCAUCUGGCUAGCGACACGCCGCCGCAGCUCUUGAUCGGAUAUAUACAGAGAGACGACAAGACACCCUCAGCCGCAUGAUGGCCAUCAGCAGGGGGAGAGGGAGUGGAGGCCGGCGGCAAUGCUGGUGGCGUGACAGGGCCGUCUUGUCUGAGGGAGCACUGGGGUGCGGGGGCCGGAGUGUCUGGCUCAUUCAUGACGUCUUGUCGGAUGAAGUCGAUGAAUCGGUCCACAUCAGCCAGGGUGGACGAGAAGCCGAACGACAGCCGGAUGCACCCCGUCGGCUGCCCGUCGAUGGUGUCCACGUCGUCACCACACACAUGCCCCGACAUGAAGUGCCGCUCGAGGUCAGCCGCGGUCAACUGCAGGUGCGUCUGGCAGCCGCCCGUGUUGCAGUGGCACCCAGUGCGAAACACAAUGCCCCUCUCGCGCGCCUUUCCCGCAACCGACGAGUACGGCAGCACAUCCCCGGUCGGUGACAAGACCACGCAGGCGACGACCGGCCCCUGCCGCCUCGGCCAAUCCUCCUUGUGGUGGUCGCCGAAUAUCCGGAAGACGCGCCCACCCUGCCGCCAUGUGAGAGCCGCCAUCCUCUGGUAGGCGUAGUGCGUGACAGCCUGCAUGUGCUGCUCCAGCUGCUCCAUGCUGAAACGGCGGAACACCGCCUCAAAGGCCAUGGGGACGGCGGCGAUGCCGAGGAAGUGUGGGCUGCCCGCCUCGAGCCUGUCGCAUAAGGCGGCCUUCUCAGCCACGAACGCCGAUGUGGCCGCGACGGCCUGUACGGUGCCGCCACCGAAGGAUGGUGGGGAGAGGAGGGGGGCGGCGCUGUGGCGCACGAUGAGGCCCCCCAAGCCAGUGGGGUAGCCGAAUACCUUGUACAGCGAGAAGACCAUGAAGUCGACGGGCGUCCGGGAGAGGUCAAUGCGGCUGGAGGCGGCCAGCUUGGAUGCAUCGAGCAGCACACGGUAAUGUAGCUGAUGAUGCGGGAUGGCGGGUUCCAUCAGGGAUGGGAGCAGCGACAGGUCGCCUUUGAGGCCGCUGAAAUUUGACUCGCCCGUGACGAUCAGCAGAUUGGGGGGAGGGGGUGCGGACGAAAACGCCUCAUGAGGGCACUGGGAGGGAGGGGGAGAGGGCGAGGGCGAGGGCGGCUCAAUGCUCCGUCGGCCGAUGUAGGAGGGAUCGGCCACAUCGGCGAGUCUGUCCAUCUCGUAGGUCGCUACUCGCGCACCGUGCCGGAAGGCAUACUGCCGCAUGCCCACCACACUCGUGUGCGACUCGACAGGGUAGGCGAACACACUCCCAGGCCCAAAGGCAAACCCCUCAGCCACUACCCGCAGGCUCUCCGUCGCACCAGAAGUGAAGACCAGGCUGUACUCGUCCGACGCAGCCCCGAAGAAGGUCAGCAGCUGCCGUCGUGCCGUGUCGAUGGCCUGCUCGGCUGCAUGGCUGCUGUGUGGGUUGAGAUGGAGGCCGGACAGCAAGUGCUGGCAGUGGUUGCGGACGAGGCUUUCGGGGUAGAGUGCUGCGCCGGCAUGGUCGAGGUAGACAGUGUCCUGGAGGCGACCAAACUCCUCUGCGCGCCAGUCCUCGAUGGCACGGCUGUAGCCGGCAGGGAGGGUAGAUGCCGACUCAUCGCUGGUAUCAGGAUGGCUGGCCGGCUGACCCAUGUGCAGUUAACGAGCGAAAAGGCCGGAGAUCUGUCCCUUUCGC
This is a messenger RNA of Vitrella brassicaformis, 2899 nucleotides long. The record is from the annotation of a GenBank genome assembly. Lineage: Eukaryota; Vitrellaceae.